Sciurus carolinensis (gray squirrel) is the source of this 1332-nucleotide messenger RNA. Its product is annotated as protein ILRUN-like. Gene Ontology annotation, cellular component: phagophore assembly site. Gene Ontology annotation, biological process: macroautophagy. Lineage: Eukaryota; Metazoa; Chordata; Mammalia; Rodentia; Sciuridae. The record is from RefSeq and is a predicted model, not a curated record. Gene Ontology annotation, molecular function: ubiquitin binding.
AUGCCGGGCUGGGGCUCGGCGCAAGCCCGCCAGGAUCACAACUUAGUCACCACUGUGCGGCCCCCAAGUCGCUGCUGCUGCUGCCAUGAGGGAUUAGGAGCAGGGUCGCGGCGCCGGCUAGCAGCCGGCCCCCUCCAGUCCCUGGGUCUGGCAGUGCAGCGGCGGCUUGGUAGUGAGCAGGCGGGAAGCGGAUGUCCAGUCCCCGCCAAGGAGGGCAUGGACGUGGAUCUGGACCCAGAGCUGAUGCAGAAGUUCAUCUGGUUGGGCACCACCGACAAGGACGUGCUCAACUCCGAGUUCCAGCAGCUGCUUGGCUUCCAGCUCAACCCGGCCCCGGCUGGCUGCGCCUUCUUCCUGGAUACCAACUGGAACUUACAAGCGGCAAUUGGCGCCUAUUACGACUUUGAGAGCCCUAAAAUCAGUGUGCCCUCCCUGUCCUUUGGUGAAGAUGUUACCAUAGGAGAAGGGGAGUCAAUACCUCCUGAUACUCAGUUUACAAAAACAUGGUGGAUCCAGAAUUCUGGGACAAAGGCCUGGCCUCCAGGGGUUUGUCUUAAGUAUGUCGAGGGAGACCAGUUUGGACAUGUGAACAUGGUGAUGGUGCAACAAUCGUUAGAGCCACAGGAGAUUGCGGAUGUCAGCGUCCACUUGUGCAGCCCCAGCAGAGCAGGAAUGUGUCAGGGAGAGUGGCAGAUGUGCACUGCUACAGGACUCUACUAUGAUGUCAUCUGGGUGAUUCUCAGGGUGGAGGUGGGUGGACUGUUAGGAGUAACGCAGCAGCUGUCAUCUUUUGAAACGGAGUUCAACACACAGCCUCAUCGCAAAGUCGAAGGAAACUUCAACCCGUUUGCCUCUCCGCAAAAGAACCGACAAUCAGAUGAAAACAACUUAAAAGACCCUGGGGGUUCUGGGUUUGACUCGAUCAGCAAAAACACAUGGGCUCCUGCUCCUGACCAAACCGAGAAAUAUCCGAAUAGACUCUCACAGAACUCUGUAAAUCUGUCCCCCAGUAGUCACGCAAACAACUUAUCAGUAGUGACUUACAGUAAGACCAUGGAGGCUGACGUCAGUGGCCUGCACAAGGUGCAGGAUGAGCUGACCCUGGCCAGAGCUGACCUGGAGGUGCAGGAUGAGAACCUGACUGAGGAACUGGCCUACCUGAAGAAGAACCACGAGGAGGAGUCUGGCUACAGUGGUGGUGAAGGCGGCAUCAUGUGGUCAUGUGGGGAGCAAGUGGCUGUGGUGAGGAGCUCCAGGCUGGCGGUGGUGGCAAGGAUACCCAACACCAAAGCUGAAUUUCCCAUUGCCACUGCCUAUGGCCAUCCAGCCUGA